AUGCCUGAAUACAAAAGAACCGCCCCUCAAACCCCAGUGGUACGCGAUGGCAGCGAACGUCAGACAUCCUUGCCGACCCAAGAGCGGGAAAUAAUUGAUUACUCUCUUCGAACAAUCCGAUGUCUCAUAGCAGACUUAUGUGAACAACACAAAGGUGGACAUCCUGGAGGUGCAAUGGGUAUGGCUGCAAUUGGCAUUGCCCUCUGGAAGUACUGCAUGAAUUACUCACCCUCGGAUCCUCAAUAUUUCAACCGUGAUCGUUUCGUUCUUUCCAAUGGCCAACUCAAAUCAUAUCACUCAACACGGCCAGAUUCAACAUGUCCUGGCCACCCAGAAAUUGAAAUUGAUGGGGUUGAAGUGACGACGGGUCCACUUGGACAAGGCGUCGCCAACGCUGUUGGUCUCGCCAUGGCAACGAAACACCUAGGUAGUGUUUAUAACAAGCCCGGGUUUCCGCUGGUAAACAAUAUGACUUGGUGUAUGAUUGGAGAUGCUUGUCUUCAGGAGGGUGUCGCGUUGGAGGCGAUUCAGCUUGCGGGUCAUUGGCAACUCAACAACCUCGUUAUCAUUUAUGAUAACAAUCAGAUCACUUGCGAUGGCAGCGUGGAUAUCUGUAACACGGAGGAUGUCAAUGCCAAGAUGAGGGCAUGCGGAUGGGACGUACUGCAGGUCGAAGACGGUUGCUAUGAUGUUGAGAGCAUCGUAUCAGCAUUAAAUCAUGCCCGAUCCAGUAAAGAAAAACCGACAUUCAUCAACGUCAAAACGAUAAUUGGUAUAGGAAGUAAAGUUGCGGGAGAUGCCAAGGCUCAUGGCACAGCUUUUGGAACAGAAGACGUCGCAAAUAUCAAGAUAAAAUUCGGAUUGAACCCAGAGGAAUCCUUCAUCGUUUCGGAUAAGGUGUAUAAUUUUUUCCGUGAAGCAGUAGGUAGAGGAAAGACAUUAGAAGUGAAGUGGAGGUAUUUGUUGGAUGCGUACUCUCAAGAGUACCCGGAUUUGCAUCGUGAGUUUACUCUGAGAGUGAAAGGCAAGAUGACGGGAGACUGGUCCGAAAUAAUUCCACCAAAAGAGCACUUUCCAACAACACCAACAGCAUCCAGAAAAUCAGCUGGGCUGUGUUGCAACCCAUUGGCAUCGAAGUUGCAGAACCUCAUGGUUGGGACUGCAGACCUUACGACGUCAGUCAACAUGGCGUGGGAGGGAAAGAUUGACUUCCAACGUCCUGGUCUGCAGACAGAAUGCGGUAUUAAUGGUGACUAUACCGGGCGUUACAUCCACUGGGGCGUUCGCGAACACGCUAUGGCUGCUAUAUCAAACGGAUUGGCUGCUUUCAACAAAGGCACGAUUCUUCCUAUAACGUCAAGCUUUUUUAUGUUCUACAUAUAUGCCGCCCCAGCAGUUCGAAUGGGUGCGCUUCAAGGCCUCCAGCAGAUACAUAUAGCCACACAUGACUCUAUUGGGACUGGAGAGGACGGUCCCACUCACCAGCCUAUUGCCCUUCCAGCUCUUUAUCGUGCAAUGCCCAAUAUCCUUUACAUUCGACCUUGUGACAGUGAAGAAACAGCAGGUGCCUUUUUUGCGGCGUUCAGAGCAACGUCCACACCAACCAUCAUAUCCUUAUCCCGGCAGAAUCUGGAACAAUAUCCAAAAUACUCAUCACGAGAUGGGGUUCAACGCGGUGCCUAUACAUUCUUGGAGGAGUCCCAAGCCGACGUAACUUUGAUUGGUGUUGGCGCAGAGAUGGUUUUUGCUGUGCGGACAAGAGACACACUCCGUGAACAUUUCAACAUCAAGGCCCGGGUAGUGAGCUUUCCCUGCCAACGCUUGUUUGAGCAGCAAAGCAUUGAAUAUAAGCGACAAGUCUUACAGUAUCAGUCUGGCAUCCCAAGAGUGGUUAUUGAAGCUUAUGCGGUGAACGGGUGGGAAAGAUACGCCGAGGCGGGAUUCUCAAUGAGUACCUUUGGGCAUUCUCUCCCCGGUGCGGCAGCCUACAAGUACUUCGGUUUCAAUGAACAAAUUAUUUCUCCCGAGGUUGCAAAGCUGGUUGGGGAGGUUCGAAAGCACGGUAUCGAGAGUCUCAGAGGGGAAUUUAGAGAUUUAAAUCCGAUCCACCAUCUAUGA
This is a messenger RNA of Talaromyces atroroseus, 2118 nucleotides long. Its product is annotated as Dihydroxyacetone synthase. The transcript is spliced from 6 exons. NCBI's taxonomy places the organism in Eukaryota, Fungi, Ascomycota, Eurotiomycetes, Eurotiales, Trichocomaceae. Bases 1 to 2118 code for a protein of 705 amino acids. The record is from RefSeq and is a predicted model, not a curated record. Gene Ontology annotation, cellular component: cytosol. Gene Ontology annotation, biological process: pentose-phosphate shunt. Gene Ontology annotation, molecular function: transketolase activity.